AUGAAAAUCGGUAUCCUCUCCCGGGGACCUCAAAACCACUCUACGCGCAGCCUCACCGAAGCUGCUCUCAAUGCAGGACAUGCCGCUGAAAUUUUAGACCCUUUCGGUUUUUACCUCUAUGUCGGUGGCACCCGGAACCGCAUCACAUAUCACGGAAAACCAGUAGGGGAUUUUGAUGUUAUAAUGCCACGGCUCAGUCGCACAACAGUGCAAUACGGCGAAGAGGUCGUAGCACACUUUGAAUGGAUCGGCACCCCUGUAAUCAAUCGCGCAAAACCGAUCGCUGCAGCACGGCACAAAUUCCACUCCCUACGUAUCCUCGCACAGCACGACUUACCCAUCCCACCGAGUCUCACUGUCGGUUCCGCUGCAUUUUUAGAAGACACCGUAGCCGAAAUGGGAGAUUAUCCGUUUAUUUUAAAACCGUUUUACGGAACACACGGCAGAGGUAUUAUGUUGUUAGAUACACCGACAUCGCUCACGUCGACAGUGGGCGCGUUGUGUGAUCUCCAUCACGAUUAUGUGAUUCAGUCUUUCGUUACGGAAGCAGACGGGGUUGACAUCCGUGUCCUCGUCGUAGGCGAUGAAGCAGUCGCGGCGAUGAAAAGAAGCGCGCCGCCGGGCGAAUUCCGUGCGAAUAUUCACAAAGGCGCGUCAGGAAAAGCCUUCAUGCUACCGGAUGAAAUACAACCGCCUCGCUAUAAAAGCCGCAGCUGCGCUUGA
This is a messenger RNA of Geodia barretti, 723 nucleotides long. The record is from the annotation of a GenBank genome assembly. Lineage: Eukaryota; Metazoa; Porifera; Demospongiae; Tetractinellida; Geodiidae.